This is a messenger RNA of Carcharodon carcharias (great white shark), 8763 nucleotides long. It is a transcript of the gene nav2a, whose product is annotated as neuron navigator 2a. Gene Ontology annotation, molecular function: ATP hydrolysis activity; ATP binding. NCBI's taxonomy places the organism in Eukaryota, Metazoa, Chordata, Chondrichthyes, Lamniformes, Lamnidae. Bases 198 to 6389 code for a protein of 2063 amino acids. Gene Ontology annotation, biological process: neurogenesis; nervous system development. The transcript is spliced from 31 exons. The record is from RefSeq and is a predicted model, not a curated record.
UUGACUACAAUCAGCAGCAUUUUAUAUUAAUUUACAGCUACAUGAAGAAUACAGUAAGAAUUUUAUGUGCUUGUAUAAAAUAAUUGAUCUCAUUAUACACUUGGAGCAUGCUUCCAAUGGUUCUUAGAAGGAAAUGCAUUUAAAGAUGACACUCUUCAGUUCCAGAGCCAGCAGACAACACAGCCCCACAGCCAGGAAUGAAUGAGAAUGUACAGUCUUCAGCGAGCAGCAGCACAAGCAGCAUCGGCGGAAGCACAUCUGCCAUUCCCCAGCCCAACUCUGCCAAACCCUGGCGCAGCAAAUCCCUCAAUGCCAAGCACACUGCCACGUCUUCCAUGUUAUCUGUGAAGCAGCCCCCGCAGGAACCACCGAAACCGCCUGCAAUCGAAAUUACUGCCAAGUCCAAUGCCAAUGGUCAGAAAUCCAUGCUGGAGAAAUUAAAGCUGUUCAACAGUAAAGGUGGCUCCAAGGCUGGUGGAGCCACCCUGGAGAACUCAGGACCUCGUGAUGGCAGCUGUGAAAAAGUGGAGCCUGCUUCCAACUGUGUGGACCUUGGCGAGGCAGAUGCCUCAGCCAAAAGUAUUAAUAGCGCCACACCUGCCUCGAACAGCCCAAAAAUUGCACUAAAAGGCAUCGCACAAAGGACCAUCAGUCGAGCGCUUAGCAAUAAGAAAAGCUCGCCGAAAGGCAGUGAAAAGGAUAAAGAAAAGCAGAAGGAGAAAGAGAAAGACAAAACGAAAAAAGUCUCCAAAAGGGUAUCCAUCUCUGAAAAAACUGAAUUGGAAAAGGAGCCAAAAGAGGAGCCACAGCUCACUGCUUCUGAAAUGCCAAAAAAAUCCUCCAAGCUCUCGAGCUUUAUUCCAAAAGGAGGGAAAUUGAAUGGUGCCAAAAAAGAUCCCCCUGCACCUCAGCAAAGUGGAAUACCAAAACCAGGGCUAAAAACCUCUACAGGGAAAACUACAAGUGCCCAAACUCCUGCAAAGGAAGCUGAGAGACCCCGCAGUGGAAAGCUUAGUGCUGGACUCUCGCUGCAGAAAUCACAGUUGGAUAGUAAGAAUUCCAGUUCUAGUAGUUUAGCCUCCUCUGAAGGAAAAGGGGCCGCAGGGACACCACCUGCAAACAGUAGCAACGCUCAGGCUGCGACUACAGUCAGCACAACCCAAACUACAGGAAGUAACACAGUCAGUGUACAGCUACCUCACCCACAGCACCAAUAUAACCACCCCAACACUGCCACUGUUGCUCCGUUCAUGUACAGGUCACAGACAGACAACGAAGGAAAUGUGAUGACUGAAUCAGGUACAGGAGGAGUGAACAUGGAUACUGUUCUGUACAGCAAAAAUGGACAAACCUGCAUAGAGGACUUGCCCGGGGAGGACCCGGAGACUCGAAGGCUACGGACUGUCAAGAACAUUGCCGAUCUCCGGCAGAACCUGGAGGAGACCAUGUCCAGUUUACGAGGAACACAGAUCACACACAGCACACUGGAAACAACAUUUGAUAGCAGCGUUACCACGGAAAUCAGUGGCCGCAGUAUACUCAGCAUGACGGGCAGGCAAACCCCGUUGUCAUGGCGACUUGGCCAGUCCAGUCCCCGCCUUCAGGCUGGAGAUGCACCAUCAAUGGGGAACGGAUACCCUCCACGGGCCAAUGCUAGCCGUUACAUACAUCCUGAGUCGGGCCGCUAUAUGUAUACUACACCUCUCAGGAGGCAGUUGGCAUCACGCAGCAGCAAUGUAUGCCACUCAGAUAUUCCCGAUAAGACUGGUGAUGACAUGGAUCUAGAGGGCAUCAACAUGGAUGUAGCUGGUUACAUGAGCGAUGGUGAUGUACUCGGCAAGAAUCUACGGACUGAUGAUAUUGCUAGUGGAUACAUGACGGAUGGUGGGUUGGGGCUUUAUACUCGUCGACUUAACCGCUUGCCGGAUGGGAUGGCAGCCGUGCGAGAGAGCGUCCAGCGUAAUACAUCUGUGGGCCUGGGUGAUGCAGACAGUUGGGAUGACAGCAGUUCCGUCAGCAGUGGGAUUAGCGACACAAUAGACAACCUCAGCACCGACGACAUCAAUACAAGUUCUUCCAUCAGCUCAUACGCCAACACACCAGCCACCUCUCGCAAAAACCCGGAUAGCCAGCCUCAGACAGAUGCAGAGAAGCAUUCAGAAAGAAACUCCACUUGGUCUGGUGAAGAAAUAAAGAGGUCAGACGGUGGAUCAGACAGCGGAAUAAAGAUGGACUCCAGCUCGAAGUGGAGGCGAAACCCAUCGGAUGUUUCUGAUGAGUCCGAGAAAAGCAGCUCAAAUAAGAAGACCACAGUCAUUUCCCAGACAGGGUCCUGGCGUCGAGGGAUGACAGCACAGGUUGGCGUCACCACACCGAGGGCCAAAGCAUCUACAAACACACUUAAAGCACAUGGAGCAGCAAAAACCGAUGAUGCUAAGGUGUCGGAAAAGGGCAGACUGUCACCUAAAUCUACAAAUGUCCAUCGGUCUCCUUCAGAUGCAGGCCGCAGCAGUGGGGACGAAGGGAAGAAACCUCCUUCGAGUGCUUCACGUUCGACUGCGGGAACAAACACCUUUGGGUUCAAGAAACAUGGAGGGUCCUCAGGAGGAAUCACUAUGAUUACAGCAAGUGGCGCCACUAUUACCAGUGGUUCUGCAACUCUCGGUAAAAUCCCCAAGUCAUCAGGCCUUAUAGGUAGAUCAUCAGGUAGGAAAGCCAGCGUCGAUGGCUCCCAGAGCACUGAGGAGAAUUAUCUUAUUCUAAAUGCACGCACUAACUUGCAAUACCGCAGCCUGCCUCGACCCAGUAAAUCAAACAGCCGUGGGACUGGAAAUCGGUCUAGUACUAGCAGCAUAGACUCCAACAUCAGUAGUAAAUCGGCAGGUCUUCCCGUUUCUAAACUGAGAGAGCCAUCCAAGGUAGCCUCGGGCAACACAGUUCCUACAUUACCUAACCAGACUGACAAAGAGAAGGGAGUAUCGUCUGACACAGAAAGUGUGACUUCAUCCAACUCUGUCAAAGCAAAUCCUUCACAGAUUGGAACCAACAGCUCUCAGAGUACCCGGCAGCAAGGAUCCAAAUAUCCUGACAUAGCUUCCCCCACCUUACGCAGACUGUUCGGGGUCAAGCCAAGCACUAAGCAAGCUCCUGUCACAACAGCUGAAAACAUGAAGAACUCCACAGUAAUUUCCAAUCCUCAUGCCACUAUGAGCCAACAGAACAGCCUGGAUUCUCCUCCAUCAUGUUUAGGCAGUGGAGGCAGCAGCCCACUCUAUAACAAGACUACGGACAUGAUACAAUCUCCCCUGGCCUCCAGUCCAGCGUCAGUCCAUUCCGCAACUUCAAAUGGUGCACCUUGGGGUGCCAGUCUGAGCAGCUCCUCCACCAUAAGUAAGGAUGGUCCAGGUUAUCAGUCAGUAAAUAGUCUACACACCAGCUGUGAAUCCAUUGACAUCUCCCUCAGCAGUGGAGGUGGUCUCAGUCAUCACAACUCAGCUAGUGGUUUGAUCCCUCCCUCCAAAGAAGAUUCUCUUACCCCCUUUGUGAGGACUAACAGCAUUAAGACAGCUAUGUCUGAGAGGUAUACUCCUUCAUCUCAGCUGCGAAGCAAUGAUGAGACUAAAGAGUGGUUGCGUUCACACUCUGCAGUUGGACUACAGGAGAAUAUCAACAAUUCACCAUUUUCUCCAGGAUCUAGUAUCACAUCACCCUCUGGAACAAGGUUUAACUUUUCCCAACUAGCGAGUCCAACUACAGCUGCCCAGAUGAGCCUCUCAAAUCCCAGCAUGCUACGUUGUCACAGCGUGUCCAAUCAGGAUGGGUCAUAUGAUCCAUACAGUGAUUCCAGAUUCCGGAACAGUUCCAUGUCUUUGGAUGAGAAGCACAGGACAAUGAGUCGCUCUGGAUCAUUCCGAGAUGGAUUUGAGGAAGUUCAUGGCUCUUCUCUAUCUCUGGUCUCCAGCACCUCUUCUAUUUACUCAACGCCUGAAGAAAAAUCACAAUCAGAGAUCCGCAAACUUCGGCGAGAACUCGAUGUUUCCCAGGAGAAAGUGGCAGCACUUACAACACAGCUCACUGCUAAUGCUCACCUUGUGGCAGCCUUUGAACAAAGCCUAGCAAACAUGACAGGAAGAUUGCAGAGCUUAACUAUGACUGCUGAACAGAAGGAUUCUGAACUUAACGAAUUGAGAAAAACCAUCGAACUGCUCAAGAAGCAGAAUGCUGCUGCCCAGGCCGCAAUAAAUGGAGUCAUCAACACACCUGAACUCUCCUGUAAAGGAAACGGUACAUCUCAGUCAGCAGAUCUAAGGAUCCGUCGGCAGCAUUCAUCAGACAGUGUGUCCAGUAUUAACAGUGCCACCAGCCAUUCUAGUGUGGGCAGCAGUGCAGAGGUGGAUUCCAAGAAAAAGAAGAAGAAGAACUGGUUAAGAAGUUCCUUCAAGCAAGCGUUUGGCAAAAAGAAGUCUCCUAAAUCCGCUUCAUCUCACUCGGACAUUGAAGAAAUGAAUACCCCGGAUUCUUCCUUACCUUCAUCCCCCAAGUUUACUCACAAUGGAUCUACUCCCUCAACCCCAAUGAUGAGAACAUCACACUCCAACUCGCUCAUCUCUGAAUGCAUUGAUGGUGAAGCUGAGACCAUUAUACAGCUGCGGGGUGAGCUGAGAGAGAAAGAGAUGAAGUUGACAGAUAUUCGACUUGAGGCGUUAAGCUCUGCUCACCAACUGGACCAGCUGCGGGAGGCUAUGAACAGAAUGCAGACUGAAAUUGAAAAGCUGAAGGCUGAGAAUGACCGUUUGAAGUCUGAAACCCAAGGCAACUGCAGUAGGGCCCAGUCCCAGCUUUCCAUCUCUUCGUCCCCUCGUCAGUCACUCGGCCUUUCCCAGCACAGCCUUAACCUGACCGAGUCCACCAGCCUUGAUAUGCUACUUGAUGACAAUGCAGACGGCUCGGCUCGCAAAGAAGGCAGGCACGUAAAGAUUGUAGUCCGCUUGCAAGAGGAGAUGAGAUGGAAGGAGGAGUCUCGGAUCCGUCAGUACAUAGUUGGCUGCAUUGGGGUCAGUGGUAAAACAAAGUGGGAUGUCUUGGAUGGUGUCGUGCGGCGUCUGUUUAAGGAAUACAUUAUCCAUGUGGAUCCAGUGAGCCAGUUGGGCCUAAACUCAGACAGUGUGCUGGGCUACAGCAUAGGAGACAUCAGACGCACCAAUAAUAUAGAUACACCUGAACUGUUACCCUGCGGCUAUUUGGUAGGAGAAAGCAACACAGUCACAAUGUCACUGAAAGGCUUGUCGGAACACAGUUUAGAUUCCCUCGUGUUUGAGACACUAAUCCCAAAGCCGAUGCUGCAGCGUUAUGUCUCCCUGCUAACUGACCACCGCCGCAUCAUUCUGUCAGGGCCAAGUGGCACUGGGAAAACCUACCUGGCCAAUCGGCUUGCUGAGUACAUGGUGCUCAGGGAAGGCAGGGAAUUGACAGAUGGAGUCAUCGCCACCUUUAAUGUGGAUCACAAAUCAAGCAAGGAGCUGCGUCAGUAUCUUUCAAACCUUGCAGAUCAGUGCAACAGUGAGACCAAUGCAGUGGAUAUGCCUAGUGUGAUCAUCUUGGACAAUUUGCAUCAUGUUGGUUCCCUUGGAGAGAUCUUCAAUGGCCUUUUGAACUGCAAGUAUCAUAAAUGUCCUUAUAUCAUUGGCACAAUGAACCAGGCUACGUCUUCCACUCCUAACCUCCAGCUUCAUCAUAACUUCAGGUGGGUUCUUUGUGCUAACCAUACCGAACCAGUCAAAGGCUUCUUGGGUCGCUACCUUCGACGGAAGCUGAUAGAAACUGAGAUCAGUACCAGAACGAGAAACACUGAAUUAGUCAGGAUCAUUGACUGGAUCCCCAAAGUCUGGCACCACUUGAACAGGUUCCUGGAAGCUCACAGCUCAUCUGACGUCACCAUUGGUCCUCGACUGUUCCUGUCCUGUCCAAUGGACGUUGAUGGCUCAAGGGUUUGGUUCACAGACUUGUGGAAUUAUUCCAUCAUCCCUUAUCUGCUCGAGGCAGUCAGGGAAGGGCUGCAGCUGUACGGAAGAAGAGUUCCUUGGGAGGACCCAGCCAAGUGGGUGAUGGAUACAUACCCAUGGGUUGCCACCCCACAGCAACAUGAGUGGCCCCCUCUGUUACAGCUGAGACCUGAAGAUGUAGGCUUUGAUGGAUUUAUACUAACACGGGAAGGCGGUUGCAGUAAACAGGCUCAACAGAGUGACGCCGAGGGAGAUCCCCUUAUGAAUAUGCUAAUGAGGUUACAAGAAGCUGCAAAUUACUCAAGUCCCCAUAGCUACGACAGUGACUCGAACAGCAACAGCCAUCAUGAUGAUAUUCUCGAUUCAUCUCUAGAAUCCACUCUUUGAUCAAGUGUUCUGCCAAAAUAAUCUGUCACUUCUGUCCAACGUUCCUCUGAACAUUUCCAUGGAACGUGAGGACUUAAAUACUUGACUCAGAGGAGGAAACAAACGAUCAAUAACUCGGUUGCUCACAUUGUUGGAUAGAAGCUUCAGUUUAAAAAGAAAUGGGUCUUCAAGUACAAGACACUUUAAUUCAACUUAACAUAUUGAAAUCCUGGUGGGUGCAGGUCACCCAAGGGAGACUAAAUUUUGGGCUUUCCCCCCCCCAGUUUUGUUUUAUAAACUCAAACUGCACUAUUUCUUCAUUAAAUUGCUGGAGGCGUUUAUGCCAAGCCAAUGAAGAAAUGUUGUACACUGCAUACAAAAGUAGCAACACCUGAUUUUAAAAGGUAUGGAACUGACGUCAUUGUGCCAUGUACUGUCUUGGAAAGAUUUAUCCUAUGCUGCUCUCAACCAAACAGUCAGCAGUCACUGGACAUUCCAACCAACUCCUUCAAUAAUGGAGAGCGAGGGGUCGGGGGUGGGGAGGUGGAUGCAAACCCUCUCAACUCCAGGUGGUUUUGGUGCUAUGUUACCCACCCUUGUUGCUUUUUUGCAGCCGGCUGGGUUAAAAAAAAACAAGCCAAGCACAAGAGUUUGGUCUCAAUUUCAUCCACAGUCUACACCAGUCAACGUAGAAAAUGUUUAGGUUUCUUCGACGAUUGACCAAUAGCCGACUGUCGAAAGGAUGGGCGGUACUUUUCAAGACCGUGAGAAACAGACUCUGGGACGCUUGGUUGAGCCAGAAAUCAAUAUUGAAGAUCCCCAUUUUCUCCUCCUCUCACUUUCCUUAUUGAAAACGCACGCACACACAUUUUGAUUGUUACUAAGGCUUGUCUCCUCACCAGGACUGAUAACACCUCCACUGGAAUUGCACUUUUUCUUUGCAAAAACACAAAAGAAAAGCUGGAUUGAGCUGUACCUCAGCGAAGAAAAGCAAUCCUUCAGCCAAAUCCACGCAAGCCUUUUUACAACGUCUGGUGCUGGAAAUAAAUGAUGCCUUACUCUCGCUCUCUCUUUUAUACUAAUUUUCCUGUUGCUUUUCUUCGCCAUUUGUUUUGUAUUGUUUCUGAAAACAGGGCUGGAAUUUCAUCUCAAAACAUAAAAAGAACCGAGUUUUUUUUUUGGAUUUGGUGUUGGUUCAAAUGAUAAGCGAGUCUUUGUUAGAAGCAAGACAAACAAGGAGGAAAAUCAACGAUUUCUUGGUUCAUAAUCAGUCCGCAGCUUUAUAGUGUUUGUAUUGUGACAGUGAAUUCAACUACGGUAAAUCGCUAAACUGCAAAUUUGGACCUUUCAUACGAAAGACGAUACUAUCGCUGCAAAAAAAAAUUCUUGAUGGACACUACAAAGAUAAUGAUGUAUAAAUAUUGAAAUCAUCCAGUGACUGAGUAAUAGAUUUUUAAUUGGAGUGCUUGUUGUGCCGUGCUGUUGUCCCUGCUUUUAUGUGAUGCAUUAACACAAAAUCUGGUGUUUAUACAUUUUGGCUGACCAAUGUAUUUCUCUAUACCUCAAUGGGUUUGUUUAUGCUGCCAUAAUCCUGUUGUUACGGUACCCCUGGUCACAAUCUUUUCAAUUGUUGCAUUGAAACUGUGAUGGAAAUGGCUCAGCUCAGAAUGGGUGAAAGGGCGUGAGCCAGUGCUCGAUUAAACUGCUUCUGAGCGUAUUCUUGUUUUGUUCAGAUUUGUAUUUUUUUUUAAUGCUUCCAGAAGUCUUUCUUUACUUCCCUUCACAUCACGGUGUCCAGUUGUUUAAUAGUGUUCUAAGUUUAAGAGGCUAUGCAAUGUUCAUGCUGAUUCUUAACGGAAGCCAAAAAAAAAAAUCUUUUUUUUUUUGAAAACUGCCAACAAUUGUACAGGCUGAAGGAGACUUGUAUAUGGCUUUGGCUUGAUUUCUAGAUGGUGUUUUCUGUAAAUUUUGGGAAAUCUGUUUAAUGAUGAAAUGCUGAUCAUGGUAAUGAUUAUUGUACCAAACCCAUGUUUGUUACUUGUGAUGAUUUUUCACAUGGUUGUUCAAUAGAAAACUAUUUGUAGGAUUUUGUGACCUAAGUGGAGCAGUUGUUUUGAAUGUGUUUAAUAUGAUGUACAUUUUUUUCAUUGUAACAUAAAUUGUAAAUAAUUGAUUACAGUGAUGCAUUUUGAUGAAUUUUCUAGCCAUUUUUAAAACACUAGGAAAUGAGUAUUUUGUGUACUGUAUGCUGUGUCAUCCCAUUUGAAUCAAGUCCUGGUCACUCAUUGGAUUCAAUGGCCUGUACAAGACCAUGCCUCAUUUGAGGAAUAAAUCUAGUUAUUGUACCAGUCUUAAAUUAUUCCUGAUUCAAUAAAAUGAAUGCUUAUUUAUUCAA